CCGAGCCGCUGGAGGUGCCUUCGCCUCUCCUGCCGGGCGAGCAUCUUGGGCGGCUGGGCCACCAGCACUUCGGCAAGCCCCGUCGCAGGUCGGCAGAGCCCGAAGCCUCUCCGAGAAACCCCUCGCCUCUUCUGUCUCCGUUGGACUGGAAGAAUGAGGAUACUUCACUGUCUCUAAAUUUGCAUGUUUCACCAUAAUGGGAAACAAAAAUUCCAAAAGAGCCUCUUCUUUUUCUCGAAGGAACAGCAUGAAGGACAAUUAUACAAAUAAAUGUCAAGAAGAUUUGAAGAAAAAGCCAAAAUUAUGUGAUAUGUCAUUGGGCACAGAAACCAAUUGCCAUAUCAGUAUCCAAGAACCUCAAAGCAUUGAUGAAGAUGUUGGGGAUAUAUUUUAUAGGUUUGUGAUUCUUCAUGCUGAUGACGAUGUAGAGGAAGCCGUUAGGAUCCAAGACAUACUACAAAAUGAGUUUUAUAUUAAACCAGGAAUAAUCUUUGCUGAAAUGCCUGGUGGUAAGCAUCUGCUAGAAAAUUUAAAUGACGCUUUGAGCAGUUCUGCAUGGACAAUUCUUUUGUUAACUGAAAACUUCUUAAAUGAGCUUUGGUAUGAAUUUCAGUCAUACACAUCUUUGUUCGGUGCACUGACCUUACCGAACAAACAAAACACAGUCAUCCCAAUGAGGCCGAGGAAUAACCCACUCCCCUGGGAGAGGACACCUUUCAUUCUCCGGUCCAUCAAUGCUCUGCAGGAAGAUAGCCCUGGAUUUGCCAAACAAGUGAAGAAAAUCUUCCAGGAAACUAGAUAUAAGCAACAGAAGGCAACAUGGGCAUGCAGAAAGAAGAAUCAAGAGGCAUCAGAACUGUUUGGUUGGUGAAUAUAUGGCGACAGUUCCAGUGAAAUUGCUUUAUUUGAGCAGAGAGGCUGUAAUAUCCUAGUUUCUCCCUGCUUUAUUAAUCAUAUCCCAGAUGCUCCAGACAGCUGCUUGGGUGGGAAUUUAUUCUUCAAAUGAGUAAUGCUGAGUAUUAACAUCCGAAAUGCCACUGUUCUCAUAUUGUCAUUCUACCCUUCUAAAUAUUAAGAGCUUAUUUCUUGAUAUUCUGGCUCAUGGUGUACAGAAGGUCCCAGGUCAAAUUCCUGGCAUCUCCAGUUAAAGACACUUUGGAUACAGGGCUGGAAAGAUGUUGGGGAAGUGGUGAAAGGCAGAAGAGAAAAUACUGGGCCAGAUAGAUGAAUAGCAAAGUACUGGACUAGAUAGAAAAGCAGUCUGAUUAAUACAGUCUUUGGGCCUGAUCACACUUGCGCAUUUAUUCACUUUAAAUCCGGGUUCUACCUCCUGCAGAAUUCUGGGGUUUGUAGUAUGGUGAGGCCCAGGGCCUGUCUGGCUGAUCCGCUUAAAGGCCCCUCCCUAAAGUGGAUUUAAAGUGGAUCCAAACUCUAGUGCAGUGAUUUCCAAAAUGGGCGCUACCGCCCCCUGGUGGGUGCUGCAGCAAUCCAGGGGGGCGGUGAUGGCACCUAUUAGGAGAUGGGGUGGGGCCAAGGGAGGGGUGGGGCCUCUUCCCAAGUGCUGGAGACAGGGCUGAGCACCUGAGGUGCCCGUUAGGACACAGGGGGCAGAGCUAGAGGAGUGGGCGUGGCUUCUUCCCAAGAGUCCGAGACAGGGCUGAGAAUCUACCUCUCCCGGGAGGCCUUUUAGGACUAAAGGGCGGGGCUAGGGGUGGGGGAGGGGCCUCUUCCCAAGAGUGUGAGACAGGGCUGAGCCUCUGUAUACCUCCCCUGAGGCUCUUGUUAGAACACGGGAGCGGGAUAUAGAGGUUCAGCCCUGUCAGGCACUUGGGAAGAGGCCCCACCCCCUCCUCUAGCCCCACCCCCUGUGUCCUGGCAGGUGCCGCAGGGCAGGGAUAGAAGCUCAGCCCUGCCUCAGAGCUCGUAACUCUGCCCAUCCCAGUUCUGGCCGCCCAUUUAUGGACCCACCCACUUCCCCCUCCCAGCCCUGCAUCUUGGACUAGGGGAGAGGCUCCGCCCCGCCCACUCCUCUAAGCCACGCCCCCCCUUUCCAGGGGGCGCUGAGUAAUAUUUUUUCUGGAAAGGGGGCGGUAGGCCAAAUAAGUUUGGGAACCACUGCUCUAGUGUGAUGAAGUGGUUUUGUUAUCCAGAUGUCCAAAAACAUCCACAGCCAGAUACCGUUUGCUGCCAAUCAAAAUGGUAGCGCAUGCACUGGUAACCUUAAGGUUAGACUUUUGCAAUGCGCUGUAGAGUGGGGCUACCUUUGUACCAAAUUUAGAAACUCCAACGAGUCCAAAAUAUGGAAGUCAGAUGAGUUACAGGUACACCCAGGAGUGAGCAUAUCACAGUUGUAUUAAGAUCACUCCACUGGCUGCCAGUUACAACCUCGUCACACUUAGCUUUUUUUGGCGGCAGCGACGGGAGUUUACAAUUUCAACUACAGAGCCCAAUGGCUCCCAUCACACCCCAGAGAACAAACUCCGGAGUGGUUUUGGGGUUGAAAUUGAAACCCCAGUCACUGAAAAAAGGUAAGUGUGAAGGGGAGAACAAUGGUAGUCUUUCCAUAAGAAAAGAUGGGUCAAGCCACCAAAAAAAGGCUUCCCCCCAUGUGAUGGGGCAGUGGGAGGCCACAACUGAGUAUGGCGUGGGACGACAGGUCCUCAUACCCCCUGUGUAACCGCAGCCGAGAUGUAGUUCCAGUAGCAUGUCUGACAAGGUCCUUAGUUUCUGGGCAAAGUAAAGAGUCUUGGUUAUUAACUGUAAAGUCCUACACAGAUGGUGUCCAGGUUAUCUGCCUUCUCCCAUACAAUCCACCCCAUAUAAACUUGGGUCCUUUAGGAACAUUUAUUUCAACCAGACAGAACCCAACUGACAAUUGUCACCCAGAGGAAUGGCCAGCUGGAAGAGAUUUAACAGCUAAACACACUGUCAGGAUUUUUAAAACUAAAAUAAAAUAAAAUAAACAUCUAUCUCUUACAGCAGGCUAAUCCGAUUAGUUUUUAAGUAUGCAUUUUAAACUGACAUUUUAUUGGUUUGAAUUAUUUUAAUGUGUAUUUUAAUCUAUAUGUUUUAAUCUAUAUUUUUGUCUAUAUUGUAUUUUAAUUAUGUUGUAACCCGCCUUGAGCUUUGGGGAGAGGUGGGUAAGGAUUAAUAUGUGUCUGUUCAUUAUAGCAUUACUAAUUAUUUGCAGUCAUCAGGUUACCUUGAUCUUGCAGAGGUUUACAGAAGCAGAGGGCAUUAGUUCUGCAUUUGGCUUCAAACAUCUGAGGCACUUGCCAUCUUUUUUGUGUGUGUGUGUGUGCAUGUGUCAGAAGCAACUUGAGAAACUGCAAGUCACUUCUGGUGUGAGAUAAUUGGCUGUCUACAAGGACGUUGCCUAAGGGAUGUUUUGAUCAUCCUUGUGGAAGGCUUCUCUCAUGUCCCCGCAUGGGGAGCUGGAGCUGACAGAGGGAGCUCAUCCGCACUCUCCCUGGGUUGGAUUCAAACUGGUAACCUUUAGGUCAGCAACCCAAACUUCAAGUCAUCAGUCCUGCCAGCACAAGGGUUUAACCCACUGCGCCACUGGGGGCUGCGCCUUGUUAUGGUACAAGAGGAGAACCAAGGCUUUCCUGUUAAAGAUUCCUGUAUCUUCAAACACAGUUGGAAUUGUGAUGGUCCCCCCCGUCCCUCCCUUUGGUUGUUCAUUCAAUGCCAUCAUGGCUCAGACUGACUCUAUCAAAUUCCAAGGCUUUCCACUGGACUGGCCAAGCUUCAAUGUGUAUUGUUAAAGAAACUGAGUGGGAUUGUAAAGAUGGGACUAUGAAGCCGUGUAGCCAACAAGUGGUGACUCAUUUAAUUAAAAGCCCCUUGGUAGUGCUGUUUGCAUUUUCUUUUGAUUUUACACAGUGUCUUAAAGCAGUCACCAACAGGUUUGAUAACUACCACAGUCAUUUUAUAUGAAGAUUUUGUUUGACCACAGAGUUUUCCUCUUGUUUUGUGCUUAUAAAUUACAGACUGGCUGUAUUUCAGAAGUCUUGCAAGGUGUGCCUGCCGCCCAAGUCAAAUAACAAUUUUCCUUGUGAUGAUAGUGACAACAGAUUGCCUCAUUCUUACCCAAUGAUGACGCCUGUCUCUUUUUGACCCCUAAGAUAUCAGUAGCUGACAAUAUACUGUAUCGGUGCAGCAGCUGCUCUUUUUUUUCUCCUAGUCACUUCAGACCUUGUCGAUGCUGCUCAUGUUGUUAAAGACUUUAAUACUACCAGAACUUAAAAAGAAGAAAAACUUUCUUGCUUUGAUUGGUUGGACUCACUUCUUUCAAAUAAUAAAUUAUAGGGUUGUUGUAGCAUGAACAUAAAAUGGUAGAUGUGUUAGUCCAUUAUAAUGGAGGGCAUUGCUAUCCAUGUUUCAACCCUGUUGCCAAUAUCUGAAACUGAAGUGGAGAUUUUAUAUCUCUCUAUUCUCACAGCUACUUUACAAGCAAGUAGAUAUUUAGCAACUUGGUUUUUCAGUAUAUGUAAAUAGUAGGGCCACCAGCUUUUAAUUACUACAGCUUGGCUUGAUUAAUGAAGGUCAACUUUUAAUUGAGGACACUACAAAUUAAUCACAUAUUUACCAGGUUGACAUUAUUUUGUUUCUCAUUUGUUACUGCAGUGAAUGGGAGGAAAGUUACUCAUGGCCUUGUCUAACCCUAAGUGCUAACUUCUCUUAUUAAAAUGUAAAUAUAUUCCUCCAACAUCCUUGCAAAAGCAGCAAGGAAGUUUUGAUAAUGUGUAAAUUUAUUCUUGCCUUUAUAAGGAUGGGUUCUUUGGGUUUACAUUUAUUAUGUACUUUUAAUGCUGUAUUUUUAAUCUAUUUAAUUUUCAGAUAUGUGUAAAUUAUGUUGGGAAAUAAUACUUAUUUGAAUGGGCAGCUUUAUUUUUUAAUGAAAUGAAAAAAAAACUUAGCAGAGUAAUCUAAAGUUAAUCCAUUAAAUAAAUUUUAAUCAGG
This is a messenger RNA of Anolis carolinensis (green anole), 4965 nucleotides long. RefSeq names its product TIR domain containing adaptor molecule 2 (gene ticam2). Gene Ontology annotation, molecular function: protein kinase binding. Bases 197 to 871 code for a protein of 224 amino acids. The record is from RefSeq and is a predicted model, not a curated record. The transcript has 2 exons. NCBI's taxonomy places the organism in Eukaryota, Metazoa, Chordata, Lepidosauria, Squamata, Anolidae. Gene Ontology annotation, biological process: positive regulation of cytokine production involved in inflammatory response; positive regulation of canonical NF-kappaB signal transduction; positive regulation of natural killer cell activation.